GCACUAGCACAGCACUAUGGGACUUGUAGUGGAAACAUGUCUUUGGAGGUUGUCUUUACGAAAAAAAUGCAUUUACGUCACAUGAGAGCAAUUAGUGGGUACCUUUAAGAACUGGAAAAUUGGUGAAAGGAAGGAACACACCACACAAUAACAGACGACGAAGUCCUCUUACUCAGCCCGGGUUGAAAACGCAGAUGCCUGCUAAACUCCUGCCGCCGCUGCCAAUCGCGGUGCUCUGCGCUCUGGUGCUCAGCAGCUCCGCCGAGGCGUGGUACAAGCAGGUGGGGGGUUCAAGCUACCACUCGGUGGGCAGAGCGUCCGGCUUGCUCUCGGGAAUCCGGAGGUCGCCGUUCGACCGCAGAGGAGCCGAUAUGGAGCCGUCAGAGGGUUCCUUCCUUCCUUCCUUUCCUGAAACAAAUGUGCUGCGUUUUAGUCUUAAGCCCACCUGCAUGAGAGACAUUGUGCCAAAAUUGCUUAGUUGUGAACGCCUCUCUGCCGACAUGACAACUUUCAAGUGCAAAGCGGACAUUUUCCUCUCUCUGGACUGAGAAGACUGGAGGACUGGGCCUAGAUCCGCUUCCGGAUUCCUUCAAUUUCCUGCUGCAGAAAUUAUGCAUCAAUGUAUACAUAGGGUACAUGUUUUCAUCAA
Messenger RNA from Corythoichthys intestinalis (scribbled pipefish), 649 nucleotides. RefSeq names its product neuropeptide B-like. Bases 195 to 548 code for a protein of 117 amino acids. NCBI's taxonomy places the organism in Eukaryota, Metazoa, Chordata, Actinopteri, Syngnathiformes, Syngnathidae. The transcript has 2 exons. Gene Ontology annotation, molecular function: G protein-coupled receptor binding. The record is from RefSeq and is a predicted model, not a curated record. Gene Ontology annotation, biological process: G protein-coupled receptor signaling pathway; feeding behavior.